This is a messenger RNA of Plasmopara halstedii, 318 nucleotides long. RefSeq lists its product as uncharacterized. The coding region runs from base 1 to 318 and encodes 105 amino acids. The record is from RefSeq and is a predicted model, not a curated record. NCBI's taxonomy places the organism in Eukaryota, Oomycota, Peronosporomycetes, Peronosporales, Peronosporaceae. The transcript has 2 exons.
AUGGAGUUAUCGAGUGGAAUUAAGCUGAUAAGCGUUUGCACAGAGCAAACAGUCGCGAAAUCGGUAGUGCAGAAGAUGCUGUCGACUAGCUGCAUCGUGUUGGUAUUCAGUGGCUCUCCGGCAAAUAUUGUUGCCCACUUGUUGUGUGAAGCAUUAUUGCGGUCACGGUCAAUCGACAGAGUAGCACUACCACCCGUCGAUAGCAAAAGUAAGCUUGGAAAGUUGAUCCUCGAUUUGCCCUCCGCUCAAAUGUAUGUUCCGUCUAUGGGAAAAAUUAUUUGGAAGGACUCGCUGCGUGGUCCUUUUUGGAUCAUAUAA